Messenger RNA from Cladocopium goreaui, 774 nucleotides. The record is from the annotation of a GenBank genome assembly. NCBI's taxonomy places the organism in Eukaryota, Dinophyceae, Suessiales, Symbiodiniaceae.
ACGACUCCUUCGCAAAGUUUUGCACCUUUGGAUACCUUUGAGACAUUUUGGAACUUAUUCGAUCAAUUUUUGCAAUGUAAAGUGGGCCUCGCCAUGGUGCUGGAUGAGAUCGAGAUCCCUCGAUUUUCAGACUUCAAGCUCGCGGUUGUGGAUUCUGCGGUGCGGAAGAAUCCGGCAAAAUGGCGAGAACGAAACAAGAGGCGUGCUCAGAGCCGCAAGAACGCAAGGAGCGCGCUGAAUAGUGAGCCAACUUGGGAGGUCCCGCAGGUGGUGCCAGCGGAGGUUGAACCAAAAGAAGACUUGAAGAAGGUGAAAGAUGUGAAGGCAGCAGAGCCAAGUCCCGAAGCGGCCGAAGCGGUUGAAGCAGGCGAAGAAUCCGACGCUGAAGCAGAACCACAACGGCGGAGGAAGGAAGGGCGGACAAUGCCGGGCGGAUACUAUGUUCGUUCAAUGGAGGAAGCUCACCGACAAACCAUGCGGGCCUUCAAUGUUCGACUUUGUAAACCUUACCAGCGGCCUGUACAGCAAGAAGAGGAGGAGGAACUCCCUCCUCUGGAGCCAGAAGAAGAGGAGCUAGACAAGGCGACUUCCAGCCUGCCUUCACGCGCUGCUCGUUUGGCUGCUCAACGUCUACGCAACGGGCAGGAGGUUUCGAGGGAACAGCAGAAGAAGCGCGAAGAAGAGGAAGCUGAACGACGACGGGAGGCGGAACGACGGGUUGAGCGGCGUCUGCUCGAGGCAAAGAUUCGCUUCUUGGCGAUUCUUCAGCUGUGA